AUGUCUCAAACUCCACAAGAAGGAACAACAACAGCAUUAAUUGACAAUAUCAGACAUUUAGCGAAUUGCAAUCCAAACUCUGAAGAUUUUGAAAUUAUUUAUCAUAUUUUAAUCAAAAGUGCAAAAGAAAAUGAUAAAGAGGCACUUCAAUUUGCCGGCGAUCACAAUUAUUCUCGUGUGAGAAAUAAAGAUGGAUUAACACUCAUAGAAUAUGCAUUUAAAAAAGGCAAUUUUUCAGACAUUGAUUAUCUGUUAACUGUUCCAAACAUAGAUGCCGCAGUUUCAGAUUAUAGUAUAUAUUUUGAUUGGGAUGAAGGCCAUCAAUUUGUUUCAGGUGAGGAUAUCUAUAGUCUUGAUCGAAAUCGUUUUGAUAUUUAUGCCGCAAAUAUCACAGCUAUCAAUCAAAUGGGUAAAAAUGCAUGGCAAGUCCACCUUCCAGAUUAUCCAGAUGAUGAUUUUAUUACUGUAAGCACCAAACGCUUCCUUCCAAUAAAUAAAAUAAAUACAGCUAUCUAUAAAUGUCAGGAAGCAGUGAGGUUAGAAAAAGAUGCUGAGGAAGAGUCAGAAGCGAUCUAA
Messenger RNA from Trichomonas vaginalis G3, 576 nucleotides. RefSeq names its product protein ubiquitination. Bases 1 to 576 code for a protein of 191 amino acids. The record is from RefSeq and is a predicted model, not a curated record. The transcript has a single exon. Lineage: Eukaryota; Parabasalia; Trichomonadida; Trichomonadidae.